Messenger RNA from Fukomys damarensis (Damara mole-rat), 2700 nucleotides. RefSeq names its product ST6 N-acetylgalactosaminide alpha-2,6-sialyltransferase 6 (gene St6galnac6). Gene Ontology annotation, molecular function: alpha-N-acetylgalactosaminide alpha-2,6-sialyltransferase activity. NCBI's taxonomy places the organism in Eukaryota, Metazoa, Chordata, Mammalia, Rodentia, Bathyergidae. Gene Ontology annotation, biological process: ganglioside biosynthetic process; oligosaccharide metabolic process. Bases 460 to 1533 code for a protein of 357 amino acids. The transcript is spliced from 6 exons. The record is from RefSeq and is a predicted model, not a curated record.
GCUUCUGGGGUCCCCGGGUCGGCUGGUCUGAGGGAGCCCCCAAGGAGGCGCUGAGGCUCAGCCCCUUAGCAAGCCCGUCACAGGCUCCCCACCCGCCGGUCUCCGGCCUCCCCGAACCUCAGUCUCCUCCUCUUUGAAAUGGGGUCAGGGCUGCCUGGCGUCACCGGGGCACUCGGGCCGUGGGCAUGCUCGGCGUGCGCGGCUCAGCCGCUUCCUGCAGUUAGGAGAGAGCCGCAGGGCUGGGGUUCGGAGCGGAGGAGGUCGCAGGUUUGGGGCUCAUCAUCGAGGAAGCCGCUGGGUCUGGAGCGUGACCACGGGAAGGGGCGCCGCUGGCGCGGUGAAGCACGUCCCUGCCCGGCACCCUAGGCCACGUCCGCUCGAAUUCGUCCACGACCCUGAGCCGCUUCCUCUUCUCGUUCCGAUUUCGCAGAUGAGGAAACUGAGGCUCAGAGAGGUCACAUGGCUUGCUCGAGGCCCCCCAGCCAGUGUGACCCCGCAUCCCUGCCCCCUGGGCCACUUGCAGGACGCUGGCCCCUUCCCCUCAGGAGACGCCAACGAGAGAUGAGUAGCAGCAAAGAGCAGCGGUCAGCAGUGUUCGUGAUCCUCUUUGCCCUCAUCACCAUCCUCAUCCUCUACAGCUCCAACAGUGCCAAUGAGGUCUUCCAUUAUGGCUCCCUGCGGGGCCGCGGGCACCGGCCCGACCUCAAGAAGUGGAGCCUCACUGACGGCUUUGUCCCCAUUCUGGGCAACAAGACACUACCCUCCCGGUGCCACCAGUGUGUGAUUGUCACCAGCUCCAGCCAUCUGCUGGGCACCAAACUGGGGCCUGAGAUUGAGCGGGCAGAGUGCACGAUCCGCAUGAACGACGCGCCCACCACGGGCUACGCGGCCGAUGUGGGCAACAAAACCACCUUCCGCGUGGUAGCCCACUCCAGCGUGUUCCGGGUGCUGCGGAGACCCCAGGAGUUUGUCAACCGGACCCCCGAAACCGUGUUCAUCUUCUGGGGUCCCCCGAUUAAGAUGCAGAAGCCGCAGGGCAGCCUGCUGCGCGUCAUCCAGCGGGCAGGCCUGGCGUUCCCGCACUUGGAGGCCUACGCCGUCUCUCCCGCCCGCAUGCACCAGUUCGACGACCUCUUCCGGGGUGAGACGGGCAAGGACAGGGAAAAGUCCCACUCGUGGUUAAGCACAGGCUGGUUUACCAUGGUGAUCGCGGUGGAGUUGUGUGACCACGUGCACGUCUACGGCAUGGUCCCCCCUGACUACUGCAGCGGCCCCGCCUGCAGCGCAUGCCCUACCACUACUACGAGCCCAAGGGGCCGGACGAGUGUGUCACCUACAUUCAGAACGAGCACAGCCGCAAGGGCAACCACCACCGCUUCAUCACCGAGAAGAGAGUCUUCUCGUCGUGGGCCCAGCUGUAUGGCAUCACCUUUUCCCACCCCUCCUGGACCUAGGUCACCCUGCCAGGGGAACCUCCUGAGGGGCACAGAAGGGGCUCUGGGCUCAGCCACUGGAGCUCGAGCCAGCUUCUGACCAGGGGAGGCUGGCAGUGUAUCUCCCAGCCAAUCAGGGCCUGGAAGAGGGUAUAUCCUCCAGCCAAUCAGAGUGCCUGGGGUAUCUCUUGGCCAAUCAGGGAUUUGGGAUUCUUUGUGGUUCAGCGCGGGUGUCAGCUAUUUCUUGUCCAGUCAGGGUCUGAGCGUAGCCGAUCAGGGUACAGGGGUCUUUCUGAGUCAGUCUGAGGCUGAGGACGUGCGUGUCCUUUCCCAUGAGGCCUUGGUUCAGAGCCCCAGGAAUGGGCCCCAAAUCACACCCUACUUGACUGGGACCAAGGGGUCCUUCCCGAGGAGCUGCAGUUAUGGUGUUGGCCCCUCAGUUCCUCUGUCACAGGGAGACAGUGUGUGGGCAGGAGCCGUCCGGAGGUGAGGCCAGAGAAUCUGGGGGUUGUGGGAGCUGUGAGGAGGUCUGACGGGUAGGAGGCUGGUACCCAGGUCUCGGCUCCUGAGUGACUUUGGACCAACCUCUCCCAGUUUCUGGGCACCCUUCUGUCCACGUGAGAGACUCCCGCCUCCCCACACAGCACCCUGUGGACCCCAAGAUGGGAGCCUCAACUUCUGCCUCUUGCUGUGGGGCUCAGAGGCCUGGAGGAUCUGGGAUGCAUGUCUCCACCUCCUGGAAAACCUUAGGGUAUUUUUGCGCAAACUCCCCAGGGUUGGGGGACACCGAGGGGAGUAAGACAAACCUUCAAUUGUUUUCUUGGCCUCUCAGCCCAGCUGCCAUUAGCUUGGCUCUUAAAGGGCCAGGCCUCCUUUUUCUACCCUCCAGCAGAAGAGGUCCCCACCUGUUGGAGGAGACUUUGGGGCUGAGAAGGGUGAUCCCAGCACACUGGGAUUCCGUGUGGCCUUUGUCUGGCAAUGGCGAGGGCUUCUGGGGUUUUCCCCCAAGCAGGGCUUGGGAUGGCUGUCACCGGGCUCUAUCCCCUAGAGCAGGCACUUUACCAAAACUGACACUGGGUGGGGUUUGUUUGCCCCUGCUUUUCCGGAGCUUGGAAGGGAAGAGCUUCCAGGAGGAGGCUGUGGAGUGGGAGGAAUCAACAGCGGAAGCCAGCUGCAAGCCAUUGCACAUUAGGGUGACACAGGGCAGUGACAGCCCCUGACCUGGUUUUGUAAUGAUUUGUAUUGGAAUAAACACACCUAAGCUCCA